AAAAUGGAGUCAUCAGGGAAAAUCCCAAAUAUACCCCCAAGAACAUCUCGAAACAUGGGUAUGAAAUACAAUGCUUCAUCGUCUACGAUCCCUCGUCCUCUCUCAAAAACAAACAGUCAAUUUCAGAUAGAGCACUUGAACCAACUCUUCUCAAAACUAGUGCCUACUGUGGAAAAGAGGAGAUCCAAGGAGAGGAAGCUGAUCCUGAAAUACGACAAAUUAUACACAAAGAUGAAGCUUAGAGAAGAUUUCAUGUUUAAAUAAACUCUCAAACGAUAUCGACAAGGUAGUUAAUAGUCAAAAAGAGAAGCAUAUAUUCUUGAAAUAACAACAUACCCUUCACUACAGUGCUUGUGAAGGAUCUAAAGCACUUUGUUAACAUCAAAGUUCAUGAGCAUCUCUCUCCUUUAAGACUGUUUAUUAAAAAUAAGACAGAAAAAACUAGUUUUAAACUAUACUUUUCUCGAAGUAUCCCCAAGCCAUGUUUGAACGAUUGUGAGAAAUCGUUCACGAAUCCCUCUAAAAUUACAAUAAAAUCUCCAAACGAUGAGCUAAUUUUCUCUUGUACGCACUUGUACUUCACCAUAAUCCCCUCAGAUAAGCUAAAAAUGACGCUAGGGUAUUGCUUCAACAGCCAAUUACCAGCCCGAGAGCUAUUGCCUGAAUACAAGGUUUCCUACCUCCCUAGCGCUUCUCUCAAGAGCUGUAGGACGACUCUGGAAGCGAUGCAGUACAAGUUCCUUAGCCCUGAUAAGAUAGUGCAGCGGAGGAGGAACCAAAUCAUAAACACACAGUAUAUUAAAUAAGCAGCUAGAUGCACUGUUCGAAAGUGAUAAACAAGUACAGAAGGUACAGAGGUAUAUGAACAGGAUCAGGAAGAAAUAUCAGUAUAAAAGAGGUAGCCUAGGCGAAAGUAAUAGUAUUGGGAAGAGGGGCUUGGGUAGACAGGUCAAGAAUUGUAGGAUCAAGUCUUUAGAAGGGAGACUGCAGAAAAGUACAGGUUCGAAGGCAUUUAGGUCAUUUACAGGGGUUAUAAGAAAUAAAAAGGGACGUAAAGAUAGUCCAUAGUGCAGCAGUUGGGUCAAUCCAUUCAUUAAAGUUAUAACAAAUUACUGU
This is a messenger RNA of Moneuplotes crassus, 1116 nucleotides long. The record is from the annotation of a GenBank genome assembly. Lineage: Eukaryota; Ciliophora; Spirotrichea; Euplotida; Euplotidae.